AUGCCUGAAAGCUCCUCGAACCGCCCAGUUUCUGGAGAACCGCCCAUUGCUGUCUUGACCGACUCCCGCCCGACAUCCGCUCACAGUGACGAUCGGGAGGCGUUGGAGCUUCAUCGCCUCCAAACGCGCGAAGACGACGAGUUAGACUACUCCAACCCCUCGGCUUCAUCUGGGGAGGAGUAUCGUGUAACUACUACACAUCGUACUACCUCUCGGACUAGUACCCAAGAACGUGCAGCUGGCAAGGGCCCGUGGAGCCGGAUCUGUCGGUUCUGGUGCCGACAUGUCAUCUUGACAGUAGCUCAAAAGAGCAAUCGCGAUCAUUUUGCUUUGGAAAGGACAUUUCUGGCCUAUAUUCGCACUUCCACUGUUAUCGCUAUGCAGGGUGUGCUUAUCGCCCAACUGUUCCGCCUACAGCGGCCAAACACUGACGUCCAUCGCCUCUCAUUCCACGCGGUUGGCAUUCCACUCUCGGUCGCUUGCCACUUUGUUGCUGUUCUAGUCACCUUGGUAGGUGCUUUUCGAUUCUGGAGACAGCAAAAUGCUAUUUCCCGUGGUAAAGUGCAUGCUGGUGGAUGGGAUAUGAACUCUGUGGGAAUCUUUCUCUUCAUAGUGGGUGUCAUCGAACCCUACAUGUUCAAGUCGCAACCCGGGGCGUUGUUCAAUCGAAUAUUGCGGUUAUGA
Penicillium arizonense is the source of this 684-nucleotide messenger RNA. Its product is annotated as DUF202 domain-containing protein. Lineage: Eukaryota; Fungi; Ascomycota; Eurotiomycetes; Eurotiales; Aspergillaceae. The transcript has 3 exons. Bases 1 to 684 code for a protein of 227 amino acids. The record is from RefSeq and is a predicted model, not a curated record.